Messenger RNA from Marasmius oreades (fairy-ring Marasmius), 411 nucleotides. RefSeq lists its product as uncharacterized. The transcript has 2 exons. NCBI's taxonomy places the organism in Eukaryota, Fungi, Basidiomycota, Agaricomycetes, Agaricales, Marasmiaceae. The record is from RefSeq and is a predicted model, not a curated record. The coding region runs from base 1 to 411 and encodes 136 amino acids.
AUGCAACUGCAGGCGGCGCUGUCUGCUCGCUGUCUGUUGCGUCAUCCAUCUUCAACUCUUAAAGUCGUAUCAUUGGCGCCGGUUCUGCAGAAAAUUGUGUCUACAUAUAUCGACUCUAUUUUCAUAUCACUUUUACGUCAAUCAACCUUUCGAAUCGCCAGGUGGAUACUCUCGAGUCUCAACGAUGAUAUAGAAAGAAAUUUGAGAUGGAUGGCCCUCACGCCUCGUGGCAUCGUCAUCUCAGACGUUUACCCAUCAACCCUCUCUUCUCUUCCUUCUGGAUUCUCAUUUUCAAAUGCUUUUAUUAUUCGGAUCUGGCUUUCAACAGUCGUAUCACAGAAAGAUAGCUCGAACCAGAAGACAUUAAAGUACAAGUACAACAGGUCGCGUGGCCUUGUGGCUCUUAGCUGA